Carassius auratus (goldfish) is the source of this 1842-nucleotide messenger RNA. RefSeq names its product G protein pathway suppressor 2-like. Gene Ontology annotation, cellular component: transcription regulator complex. Lineage: Eukaryota; Metazoa; Chordata; Actinopteri; Cypriniformes; Cyprinidae. Gene Ontology annotation, biological process: regulation of transcription by RNA polymerase II. The transcript is spliced from 13 exons. The record is from RefSeq and is a predicted model, not a curated record. Gene Ontology annotation, molecular function: transcription coregulator activity. The coding region runs from base 218 to 1330 and encodes 370 amino acids.
UAUUAUGAUGGGCGUUUCGUUCCUGCUCCUUGACACGUGACAUGUCGUCAUCAAUACACGCCCCCAGAGGAAGUGCGCCAAACUGGGCUUCCUGUCCAUUUUUAGUUUGGUUAAUUACUGAUACAUUUGUUUAUUUUUCUUUAAGGAAAGCCUACAGACAAGCUCAGCAUACUUUUAAACUCAGAAACGGACAAAAUCUUUGGUUUUUAGAAUUGAUAUGCUGGCACCGCCAAUCCCUACCAUCAUGCCGGCUCUUCUGGAGAGGCCUAAACUGUCUAAUGCCAUGGCACGUGCCUUGCACAAGCACAUUAUGAGAGAGAGAGAGCGGAAGAGGCAAGAGGAAGAAGAGGUUGACAAAAUGAUGGAGCAGAAACUAAAAGAAGAGGAAGAGAGGAAGAGGAAGAAAGAGAUGGAGGAGAGAAUGUCUUUAGAGGAAACAAAAGAACAGAUAAUGAAGAUGGGAGUGAAGCUGCAGGGUCUUCAGGAGGAGAAGCAUCAGCUUUUUCUGCAGCUGAAGAAAGUCCUACAUGAGGAAGAGAAAAGACGACGCAAAGAACAGAGUGACAUGACAACUCUGACUUCGGCAACAUACCAGCCUAAUAUGGCCAUGCACUCUGGGCAGCACCUUCUCAGCAUGCAAGGGGGUCAGGUUAGUCAUGGGCGUCCAGGUGCUCUUCUUGGGGAACGGAGCAAACAGCUCUUCCAGUCUCAAGUCAUUCCUACGCGUCAUUUCCAGUCUCAGCCGGGGUUCAGUGCAGGUGGAACAGAGCACGGCCAGUAUUCUGGAGGCCAGCCGAGUCACAGCCCGUAUGGAGUCACUCAGCCGCAGCAUACAUCACCUUUUGCCUCCAGCCAGCCAGUGCCAGCCAACUAUGCCAGUGGUUCACAACUUAGAGGUGCAUCAGCAUUCCAGGCCAUGACGUACCUGCCCCAUCAGCAGCAGGGCUAUGCGGUCCACAGUCAUUUCACCUCUCAGCCUGGUUACAUCCCCAGUGCUGGAAUUCCCCUGCAGAAACAGUUGGAACAUGCUAACCAGCAGUCCGGUUUCACAGACUCGAGUCCAUUGAGGCCCAUGCAUCCGCAGGCUCUGCAUGUGAGCGCUGCAGGUUUACUGCCUACUCCCUCUAUUGCUGUCCAGAUCCCUCCUGGCAAGUCUGGCUUACCAUAUGCACAUCCACCAAGGCCAGCUUCCCCAGGCGCAUUCACGCAUGGAACGCCCUCACAACAAGCACAUGCAGCUACAUUUCAAAGCUCUUCUCAGCCAUCUCCUCGCCACACCUACCUUUCGCACAGCCAAGCAGGGCAGAGGUUUUACCACCAUGGCAAAUAGCUUUUAAUUUCAGUAUAAUGCAGAUAGAUGUUGAAAAAUAAGAUUCACCACUUAUACUUUGAAGGAUUUUUGAUUAAAGCUAAAUACCACACAAUGCUUUGCUAUUGAUUGGGUUAAUGUCACAUGCAAGUCAUUUUCUGUUAUUCUUCAGCUGGUAGACAUCCCUUUGCAACAGGAUUUGCCAUUUAUUUCAAUAUUACAGCCUGAGAGUUUAUUUUAUGCAUUUGAAGACGUGGACAACAGGUGUGCCAACAUUAGUAAAAUUAUAAUACUAUCACUAAAUGACACAACUAGAGUUAAAUUGGGACCGCCUAGAUCUUGCAUUAACACUGAUGAAUGCACCUUUUCUCCAAUUCAGAUUUCAUAUGAUUUUAAAUUGUAAAUGUAAUGUUUUUAGCCAACCUACUGAAUUUAACAAAAUUGCAAUGAAAAACUAAUUUUAUGAAUAAUCUGUUUAAAAGAGCUUGUUAAAACGGUAAUAAAUAGUUGUGUAGAAAAAAACUUUUUAUUUA